AGUGGCCGGCUUGUAUUCUCGUGGAGCCGCAGGAGCGACAUGGUGGUUCUCCAUUUUAAACUUAAAACAAGUUUACAGCUACAAUGUGCGACCGUCCCUUAGACCUCACAGCGGCAAUGGAAGUCACCAAAUCAAAAUACCCGCCGAUCAAUAAGAAAUAUGAAUACCUGGACCACACAGCAGAUGUGCAAAUUCACUCCUGGGGAGACUCUCUGGAGGAAGCUUUUGAGCAGUGUGCCAUGGGGAUGUUUGGUUAUAUGACAGACACAGAGACGGUGGAACCACUUGACACUGUUGACGUGGAGUCAGAAGGUGAAGAUAUGGAAUCUCUUCUCUUCCACUUCUUAGACGAUUGGUUAUACAAGUUUAGUGCAGAGCUUUUCUUUGUUCCCAGGGAGGUGAAAGUUCUGUCAAUCGACAGAAUGCGUUUCAGGAUUCGCUCCAUUGGAUGGGGUGAAGAAUUCUCUCUAGCCAAGCAUCCACAGGGAACUGAGGUGAAAGCUAUCACAUACUCUGCAAUGCAGAUCCACGAUAAAGAAAAACCAGAAAUAUUUGCCAUCAUUGAUAUCUGACGGCAGCUCACACCCUGGUUUAAUGGAAGUGGAAAAUCUACUAUUUACGUGGCCUUUUUCAUAUAAAGCACAGAUUAAUAACUAUGUAAAUCUGUUUAUAUUGUUUACUGGCUAGCCAAAGGAUUUCAUAAUUUAAAAGACUUUGAUAUUUCAUGAGACUCACCAUUCUGAUCAAAAUCAUUUCAUGUUUAGACCAUCAAUAAAUGACUGGCAUUGAUAUGCGGGAAGGUGGAUUUCAUAGGAACAACUUGAGUGUUUACUUUAAGUCAUCAUUGCAAAAAUCAUUGAUUGCGAAUUAUAUUAUGUUUUUUUUCACUCCAUUUUAACUUACUAUUAAUAUUGUUUUUGUAAUUUAUGAUGAAUUUGAAAUUGUUUUAAUGGCCUCAAAAUCUGAAAAUGAAUAAAUGGUUAUUAUUUUUUUA
This is a messenger RNA of Cololabis saira (Pacific saury), 994 nucleotides long. It is a transcript of the gene tslig1, whose product is annotated as zinc finger and BTB domain containing 8 opposite strand. The transcript is spliced from 7 exons. The coding region runs from base 84 to 572 and encodes 162 amino acids. The record is from RefSeq and is a predicted model, not a curated record. Gene Ontology annotation, biological process: tRNA splicing, via endonucleolytic cleavage and ligation. Lineage: Eukaryota; Metazoa; Chordata; Actinopteri; Beloniformes; Belonidae. Gene Ontology annotation, cellular component: tRNA-splicing ligase complex.